Molecule: messenger RNA, 1224 nt
Organism: Triplophysa dalaica
Lineage: Eukaryota; Metazoa; Chordata; Actinopteri; Cypriniformes; Nemacheilidae
Gene: cdkn2d
Product: cyclin-dependent kinase inhibitor 2D (p19, inhibits CDK4)
Exons: 3
Coding region: 156-647 (163 amino acids)
Biological process (GO): regulation of cyclin-dependent protein serine/threonine kinase activity; negative regulation of cell population proliferation
Cellular component (GO): nucleus
Molecular function (GO): cyclin-dependent protein serine/threonine kinase inhibitor activity; protein kinase binding
Source: RefSeq, a predicted model, not a curated record
UCGCUCGUCAUGCAACGCAGUUGUCGAUCAAGCGCGCAAUGCGAAGGCGCUCACGGAACGUAUGUGAACACAUGAUUGUUUUGACGUGUUUUUAUAAAACAGAUAAACAACCAACGGUCACUUCUCCGUAAAUAACGACUGAGAGACACGCGGUGAUGGUUCUGGACGGGUUCGGUUGCGGGAAGAGUCUGAGCGCGGCGGCAGCCCGGGGGAAUGUGGUGGCGGUCCGGCGGAUUUUGCAGGAUCACCGGGUCGAACCGGACACCCUGAACGAGUUUGGGAAAACAGCACUGCAGGUAAUGAUGAUGGGCUGCACCAGUGUGGCACGCGUGCUACUGGAACGCGGCGCUGAUCCAAACGUGCAAGAUCGCUGUGGGGUGACUCCCGCUCACGAUGCUGCCCGCACAGGUUUCUUGGAUACGCUACGAGCUCUUGUGGAGCACGGCGCCUCCGUCAACAUCCCCGACCACAGCGGAUCCAUUCCCGUGCACAUCGCCAUCCGUGAGGGCCACUGGAAUGUGGUGGAGUACCUGGCGCCCCUAUCAAACCUGAGUCAUCGGGACAGCCGAGGGGCUAAUGCACUGGACGUGGCCCGCGCCGCACGCGCUCCAGAGAUGGUGGAGUUUUUAGAGCCUAUGAUGAAUUAACGGACUCUAAAUGGUUCAGGGAGCCCUCAAGGCUCAGGCAUAGAUUUGUUUGUUACAUAUGUUUAAUAGUUGUUUGCUUGAAUAUAACAUUAGCUAGAAUAUGUAGCAACAGUUUGCACAGAGCAAAUCCCUGCACUGGAUCGUCAUGUUGGGCUUUGCCAGGCACAAAUGUAAAUAGCUCUUUUUAGUAUUUAAAACACAUUUCUGUGCAGAAACUUUAACUGUUAUCUUUUUAUAUCAAAUGAAAUGAUUUGUGGCCAACCUUUGGGCGUCAUGCACUGAUAAACAUGUAUAAUACUUGCUGUGUGUGUGUGUGUGUUUGGAGUAAUGUGGUGUGCUUGUUUGAAGUGUUUUGUUGUUGAUUAACAUCUGUAAAUAACAUUUUAUGAAUUUUAUUUGGCUUAUUUAUUUAAGUGUGUAUAGAAACAUAUGUUUACUGUGGAAUUUCACAUUUUAUUUAUUAUAGUGUUUAAUGAACUACGGAAUUGUUAGAUGUUUUAUCUGUAAUGUCAUGUUCCCAGCAGAUGGCUCCCUCGUGAAGAACAUGAGAGAAAUAAACAUCAUCUUGUGAAAAAAA